AUGCUUCGAACCGCCGCUCGCCAGGCCAGCCAUGUCGCGCAAGCGGCUACUGGCACGGCUGCCACGGACGCGGCGCUAUUACCGAAGAUUGGCGAAAAGCUCCACGGAUUCACGCUUCUCCGGUCCAAACAUGUCCCCGAACUCAAGCUGACGGCCCUCCACCUGAAGCACGACAGCACUGGUGCGGACUAUCUUCACAUCGCCAGGGAUGACAACAACAAUGUCUUUUCGGUCGGAUUCAAGACCAACCCACCGGAUGACACGGGCAUUCCGCAUAUCCUCGAACACACCACGCUAUGCGGAAGUGAAAAGUACCCCAUCCGAGAUCCCUUCUUCAAGAUGCUCCCGCGCACCUUGUCCAAUUUUAUGAAUGCCUUUACCGCAUCCGACCACACAUACUACCCCUUUGCGACAACCAACGCGCAAGACUAUAAGAAUCUCAUGUCAGAAGGUUGGCGCAUCGGCCCAGAGAACCCUCAAGCUGCGCCGGAAGAGGAGGGCAGCAAGCUUGUGUUCAAGGGUGUCGUCUAUAACGAGAUGAAGGGUCAGAUGUCUGAUGCCGGCUACUUGUACUACAUUCGAUUCCAAGAUCACAUCUUCCCCGACAUCAACAACUCAGGUGGUGACCCGCAAAAGAUCACGGACCUCACUUAUGAGCAAUUGAAGCAAUUCCACGCGGAGAAUUACCACCCCAGUAAUGCCAAGUUCUUUACCUAUGGCGAUAUGCCCCUCAAGGAGCACCUACAGGAGGUCGACGCCCGCCUCGGCCGCUUCAACCAAACCCAUACUCUUCGGGACCAUCGGCGCCCCGUCGAUCUAAGCUCGGGGCCGGUACAAGUGACAGUGUCUGGGCCGAUCGAUCCCCUCGUGGACCCCGACAGGCAAUACAAGGCCUCGGUGUCGUGGGUUACUGGCGAGACUAAGAACACUUUGGAGUCCUUCUCCCUUUCUCUAAUGGCGAGCCUCUUGCUUGAUGGCUACGGUUCGCCUCUGUACAAGGGACUCAUCGAAUCGGGCCUUGGAACCGACUGGAGCCCGAACACAGGUUACGACAGCAGCCCAAGCCACGCUAUUCUAUCCGUUGGUCUGUCGGGUAUCAAGGAGGCGGAUGUGCCCAAGCUCAAGGCCGAAAUUAGGCGGAUCCUCGAAGAGGUCCGCGAAAAGGGCUUCGAUCUUUCCAAGAUUGACGGCGCGAUCCAUCAGAUUGAGCUCGGCCUGAAGCACAAGACGGCCAACUUUGGCCUCUCGCUUCUGCACCGUCUCAAGUCAAAGUGGUUCUCCGGCGUCGAUCCCUUCGACGCCCUCGCUUGGAAUGAAACGGUCGACGCGUUCCGGGCCAAGCUUGCCAAGGGCGGCUAUCUCGAGGGUCUCCUCGACAAGUACCUGCUCAACGACAACACUCUUACCUUUGUGAUGGCCCCGUCGCCCACAUACGGCCAAGAGAUUGUUGAGGAGGAACAGCAGAGGCUCGCUUCCAAGAUUGGGAAGGCGGCGUCGGAGCUUGGGGGCGAAGCCGAGGCUCGCAAGACGUUCGAGGCGCAAGAGCUCAUGCUUCUCAAGGAGCAGGGCAAAACCAAGACGGAGGACCUAGAGUGCCUGCCGAGUGUGCACGUGGCCGACAUUCCCCGGGAGGCGAAGCGCACCGUGCUUCGACACGAUAAGCUUGGCAACGUCAACGUCCAGUGGCGAGAGGCGCCCACCAACGGACUGACGUACUUCCGAGCCAUCAACACCAUUGAAGGUCUUCCCGAUGAGCUCCGGCAGCUCAUGCCCUUGUUUGCCGACAGUAUCAUGCGCCUCGGAACCAAGGAUAUGACGAUGGAGCAGCUCGAGGACCUCAUCAAACUCAAGACGGGCGGGGUGUCUGUCGGUUACCGCGUAGCGCCUUCACCCACGAACUUUAGGGAGGCAACGGAGGGAAUCGCGUUUAGCGGCAUGGCCCUGGACCGAAACGUCCCGGCCAUGUUUGACAUCCUCCGCAAGCUUGUGGUGGAGACCAACUUUGACAGCCCGGAGACUCCCCUUCGCAUCCGGCAGCUACUGCAGGCAUCUGCGGAUGGUCUUGUCAACGACAUCGCCUCCUCUGGUCAUCAGUUCGCUAGGGGCUACGCCGAGUCCGGGCUCACGCGUGCCGCCUGGCUGCAGCAGCAGGUUGGCGGGCUCUCGCAAGUCAAGCUCAUCACCUCUCUAGCAGGCCGACCCGAAUCGGACGGGCUGAGCGAUGUGAUCGAAAAGCUCAAGAGGAUCCAACAGAUCGUCCUGUCCGGAGACAAGAUGCGCACCGCCGUGACUUGCGGUACCGAGAGUGUCCAGGCCAACGCCAGCGCGCUCGGCCAGUUUUUGUCGGCCCGAGCAGGCUCUACGGCCGGCCUCAGCUCGUCGACCAGCGGCUCCGCCAGCCUCCCUACGGACAAGAAAUCCUUCUUCCCCCUCCCCUACCAGGUCUACUACGGAGGUCUCUCCGUGCCCACUACCUCGUACACGGAGGCGGAGGGCGCGCCACUCCAGGUGCUCGCGCAGCUCCUCACGCACAAGCACCUUCACCACGAGAUCCGCGAAAAGGGAGGCGCGUACGGCGGCGGCGCGUACUGCUCGGCGCUGGACGGCCUGUUUGGCUUCUACUCGUACCGCGAUCCCAACCCGCUCAACACCAUGUCCAUCAUGCAAGACGCGGGCCGGUGGGCGCGGGAGAAGGAGUGGGCGGACCGCGACUUGGAAGAGGCCAAGAUUUCGGUGUUCCAGCGCAUCGACGCUCCCCGGUCGGUCAACGAGGAGGGCAUGAACCAAUUCCUCUUUGGCAUCACGGACGAGAUGAAGCAGACGCGCCGGGAGCGGCUCCUGGACGUGACCAAGGAGCAGGUGCGCGAGGUAGCGCAAAAGUAUCUGGUCGACGGCCUCGAAAAGGGCGCCGAAAGGGUCGCCUUUAUUGGGCAGAAGCAGCCCUGGGUCAACGAUUCCUGGACGGUCCACGAGAUGGACUCGAAUAGCUCGCAAAGCUAA
Parascedosporium putredinis is the source of this 3000-nucleotide messenger RNA. Lineage: Eukaryota; Fungi; Ascomycota; Sordariomycetes; Microascales; Microascaceae. The record is from the annotation of a GenBank genome assembly.